Seriola aureovittata is the source of this 3270-nucleotide messenger RNA. RefSeq names its product zinc finger and BTB domain containing 25 (gene zbtb25). Gene Ontology annotation, biological process: regulation of transcription by RNA polymerase II. Gene Ontology annotation, cellular component: nucleus. The record is from RefSeq and is a predicted model, not a curated record. Gene Ontology annotation, molecular function: DNA-binding transcription factor activity, RNA polymerase II-specific; protein binding; RNA polymerase II cis-regulatory region sequence-specific DNA binding. The transcript has 4 exons. Lineage: Eukaryota; Metazoa; Chordata; Actinopteri; Carangiformes; Carangidae. Bases 241 to 1602 code for a protein of 453 amino acids.
GUUCAGGCGGGGAGAGGAGACGAAGGAGAAGUCUCUUCUUCUUCUCCUCCUGCAGGAUGAAAGAACUUCCGCACAGACUGCCGCUCCGUCAAACCAUACACAGUAACACAGUUGGAUCACGUGACCAGCCCCUUUGACCCUUCCUCUCGCGAGAUGUGACGCGGCUUUUUGCGAGAUCACCUCUGCAGCAACAAAUCGGCUCCGGUCCUGAGACAAUCUGCUACAUUUCUGCGGGGGGUCAUGGAGGUGUCGUCUCACAGCCUCUUCCUGCUGCAGCAGCUCAACGUUCAGAGAGAGUUCGGCUUCCUGUGCGACUGCACCGUUGCCAUCGGCAACGUCUACUUCAAAGCUCAUCGCGCCGUGCUGGCUGCCUUCUCCAACUACUUCAAGAUGAUCUUCAUCCAUCAGUCCAGUGAGUGUAUAAAGAUCCAGCCCACGGACAUCCAGCCGGACGUCUUCAGCUACCUGCUGCACAUCAUGUACACCGGCCUGUGUCCCAAACAGCCUGUGGACCAGAGCCGGCUACAGGACGGCAUCAAGUUCCUCCACGCCUACCAGCUGUGCCGCAAACCGGACGAGGGCGCCGCCGACGCAACCACCGACGUGGUCCGCAUGUCCAACCUCUACGGCAUCCAGAUCUCCUCUCAGCUAGCCAACAAGGAGGGGCCUGGUGUCCCCAAGACCACCACCAUGUCCUGCGGCGCCCCCGAGGAUGGGCGCUCCUCCGGCCGGGGGGGGCGGUCCCACUCGCAGCUGUCCCUCACCGUCGGACUGGAGGGGGUCCCAUCAGACCGUCAGGCCUCAGCGCUGCGCAAUGUCUGCUCUGUGGCGUCCGGAGACGACUCGGACAUCUCGGCUCGCAUCAAGCAGGAGCGGGUGGAGGAGGAGGAGGGGGAGGACGGUGAGGGGGAGGAGUGUCCGGGGGCGGGGUCUCUGUCUCCAGCGCAAGGCAGCAGUCCCAGUCAGAGUCUCCUCUUUAAAGACCGCCCACUGGUCCUGCUGUGUCCCCGCUGCGGGGAGCGCUGCUCCUCCCCUGAGGGCCUGCGGGAGCACCUGUUCAGCCAUGCCCUUGACCCCUCCCGCCUGAUGGACAACAGAGAGCUGCACGCCGGCACGGAGGAAGGGCCGCCUGGCAGCCAGGAGCAGCUGGACGCAGGAUGUCUGGAGGAGGCGCUGCGGCAGAGCCAGGCACUGGCCAAUCAACUGGCCGCUGAGCUGAGGCGGAGUCGGGGCGGAGGAGGAGGAGGAGGGGGGAGCAGCCCCGCCCCCGCCGUCUUACACUCGCGUAAACGUAAGAUUGCCUGCGCCGUCUGCAGCCUGCGCUUCUCCCACAAGAGCCAGCUGCAGGAGCACAUGUACACCCACACCGGCAAACCGUCCCGCUACCACCGCUACAACCGCCUCUGCAGCCAGCUCUUCCAGGCCUCCGCACACUUCUGUGAGGGCGCCGCAGAGGCCGGCGGAGGGGGUGGGGCCUCAGCCGGCGCUGCUGCUGCACUCUCUGAAGAGGCCAACAGGGACAUUCAAGACAACGGCAGCUCCUGCUACUCUCUGGACUCUGAGAUCUCCCAGGAGAGUGUGGAUGGCGUGCCUGUGGAGUGAUGUCAUCAACUGAUGUCACGGAAAGAUGUUUUACCACAAGGUGGCAUGACUGACACACAGGUGGUGAGGAGACGCACCUGUUCUCUCUGACUCUGACAUCUGUGUUGUGGUUCUGUUUCUGUCUCUGCUGCUGGUUCUGUACCUGUGUGUGUAUUAAAUCAUGUGGUGCUGUGGUCAUCAGCUAAAAAAGACUAGAUUCUCCAGGAUUCACUGAGUCUGAGUCUGUGAGGGUCGGACAAGACGUGAAGACGUGAGGACGUUAGGAUGAUAAGAUGUGAGGACGUGAAGACUUCACUUUGAUGGACAGUUUUCACUGUUUUCUAAAUAGACCUGAUGAAUGGAGAAGACGAUCACAUGAAUUGUCCCUCUGAUGGUUGAUGGGGUCUUGGUCUGUUUGUCUCUGAGGACAUGAACCAGCAGAGACUUUGGAUGUCCACACAGAGACUCCUGGGACAUGUCCAAACUCUGAGGACGUAUUACAGUUAGGGACUAUUCUUUUAAUGGAAAACAUCAUUGUGACGUCAACUGAGACAAGCACCAGUGUCUCUGAUGGUUUGACGGUUUGACGGUUUGACGGUUUGACUGUUUGACGGUUUGACGGUUUGAUGGUUUGACGGUUUGGCGCUUUGGCGCUUUGGCGCUUUGACGCUUUGACUGUGUGACGGUUUAAUGGUUUAAUGGUUUGACUGUUUGGCGGUUUAACAGUUUGAUGGUUUGACAGUUUGAUUGUUUCAUGGUGUUGUUGAGCUCACAGCUUCACCUCCUCUUUGAGACAAUCUGAGAGAUCAGUCACUCUGAUGAAGUCCACCAGCAUUUUGUAAUCUGAUGUUCCAAAGGAGAAAUCAACCUCAAUCCAGAACCUGUCAGUCAGAGAGAAGAAGUUCUGAUUGGCUGAUUCUCGCUGUAACUCCAUCAGUGGCGUCAGACCAAACACAGAGUAAGUAGUUUGUGAGGCGGCAUGAAAGACGAGCAGCACGAAGCAGCUCACAGACGCUGCAGACCACAUCACCAUGUUUGGUUUUUCUGUUCACUUCCUGUCCUCUGAUGUUUCCUGGCCUCCUUCAGAUUAAGAGUCUCACUCUGGGCUGCUGAACUUGUGCUUUUAGUGUGAAAAUCCUGUCAUUUACCACAGAGUCAGUUUUCUUUUGAAGCACAGUUCCUUUAAAGGACCAUACACUGUUUUUAAGAGCAGGUGCAGUUUGAAAACAUCUGGGAGUCGACUGGAGAGGAAACAGUCCUGAUCUGAGAGACGGGUGCUACGGUCCCUCAGACGUCAGCUAUGAAUGAGACUUUUCUUGUGAAAUACAGAAUCCUGUCAGGACUCAACUACAACCCUUCAGUUAACCAGUCUGAGCCUUUGUUUGACUAGACAUCACUUUAUUUUGAAGGAGUCACAGGAAAUGGUCCUUAUGGUCCUAUAAGUUUAGCAGAAAGUUCUCUGCUGUUUCUUUCUGUUGUCACAUUGAUAAUGAUUUCACAGUUGAGAUGUUAUUGAUUAUUGAUUGAUGAAUGUCUGAUUGUUCAGUUGUGACGUCGUCUUCUCUCCGUGUUUCACUGUAAAACAAAAAACACAACAGGAAGAUUUGUGUUGACAUGUUUGUACAUAGACGUCUGUUUUUUUCAUAGAUGGACAGUAAAGUUUUGUAAAUAAAUGUCUUUUUCCACCAA